This is a messenger RNA of Monascus purpureus, 2298 nucleotides long. The record is from the annotation of a GenBank genome assembly. NCBI's taxonomy places the organism in Eukaryota, Fungi, Ascomycota, Eurotiomycetes, Eurotiales, Aspergillaceae.
AUGAACAUGCAACGAGAUGAAGACACUGUCAUGGGGGAAGCGGGCCCCCAUAAUCUCAAUCCCGUCCCUCCACUUCAUCCCGCAAGCGGAGGUCCCAGCAGGCAUCCAGUCCCGGUGCGUUUGAAUGGGGAAGCUGAUCCUCCAAUUGCUCCUCCACUACUUGGACCUUCAGCGGGCGUGUCCUUACCCCCACGCCCACCAAGUCCACGAGCACUCGACAGCCGGAGCGUGUCUCCUCAAAAGGGCCUGGUCAAGUCCAUUGAGUCUGGACCUGUAACUGAGGAAGACCUUCUAAUAGAAGAGAACUCUGACUGGUCGGAAGAUGAUACGGCGACUCACGGGGUUCUCCCGCUUGCAUCGCUUCCAACGGGACUCUGCUACGACAUCAGGAUGCGCUAUCAUUGCGAGGUUCGGCCGACAGCAGACGUUCACCCAGAAGACCCUAGGAGAAUCUACUACAUCUACAAAGAAUUAUGCCGAGCAGGUCUAGUGGACGAUCCGGAGUCAUCUAGACCGCUGGCAUGUCGGCCCUUGAAGCGAAUCGACGUGCGCAAUGCGACUGUAGAAGAGAUAUGUCUAGUUCAUACGCCAGAGCAUUAUAUAUUUGUCGAAAGCACAAAGGACAUGUCUGAUGACCAGCUUAUCGACUUGGAACAUACGCGAGACUCGAUCUAUUUCAACAAGCUUACCUUUGCAUCUGCCCUUCUCUCUACCGGAGGAGCGAUCGAAACCUGCUUGGCCGUGGCCACGCGGAAAGUGAAAAAUGCCAUUGCGGUUGUGAGACCGCCAGGGCAUCAUGCAGAGCAUGACAAGACAAUGGGAUUCUGUCUGUUUAACAACGUAUCCGUUGCCGCACGGGUGUGUCAAAAGCAGCUGGGGGAGAAAUGCAGGAAGAUUAUGAUUCUUGACUGGGAUGUCCAUCAUGGCAACGGUAUUCAAAAGGCUUUCUACAGUGACCCCAACGUCCUAUACAUUUCUUUCCAUGUGUAUGCUGGUGGGAAGUAUUACCCCGGAGGGGACGAAGGCAAUUGGGAUCAUUGCGGCGCUGGCCCUGGUCUUGGACGAAACGUCAACAUUCCUUGGCCUCAACAGGGAAUGGGUGAUGGUGAUUACAUGUUUGCUUUCCAGCAAAUUGUAAUGCCAAUUGCCAAUGAAUUUGACCCCGACUUGGUUAUCGUUGCCUCUGGAUUUGAUGCCGCAGCGGGUGAUGAACUUGGGGGUUGUUUUGUUACACCAGCCUGCUACGCCCAGAUGACACACAUGCUUAUGACUCUUGCUAAUGGAAAAGUGGCCGUUUGUUUGGAGGGUGGAUACAAUUUCAGGUCGAUUUCAAAGUCUGCUUUGGCCGUUACGAAAACGCUGAUGGGGGAGCCGCCUGACCGUCUGUUGUCAACCUCCCCCUCGACUUUUGCUACGCAGACGGUGCGGCAGGUCAUGAUGAUCCAGUCUCAAUACUGGCGGUGCAUGUACCCGAAGACACCCAAGGAUGAGGGUCUCUGGACUGACAGGUUGCAUGAUGUUAUUCGAGCUUAUCAGUCCAAACAACUGUAUGACAAUUUUAAGCUUACUUCACUUUACAUUUAUCGCACGGCGAUUUCAAAGUCGUUUGAAAACCAGGUCCUAGCGAGUUCGAAUUAUUAUCAAGCCGUUCCUCUCAUUCUCAUAUUCCAUGAUCCACCGGAGAUCAUGGGCUUACCUCACCCUGCAACAAAUAAGCUGGAAGCCCACAACUGUUGGCUUGCUGAUGUGGUCAAGGAUUACAUUGGAUGGGCUGUUGGUAAAGGCUAUGCAGUUAUUGAUGUGAACAUUCCCAAGUUUGUGACAAACCAGUCGUCGGUGGGGAAAUAUGAAAAUGAAGACGAGAACCGGCCGAGUGCCACGGAAGAGUUGGCUGGAUAUUUAUGGGACAAUUACAUUGAACCCAACGAGGCAACGGAGAUAUUCUUCAUGGGUAUUGGCAAUGCUUUCUACGGCGUGGCAAACCUCCUAAUCAACAGAGACAAUCUCUACCGACGAAUCAAUGGAGUCGUUUCAUUUGUUGCGGAGAAUCCGGUUCGAGCCGUGGCAUCUCACACUCAGACAUGGCUUUCCAAGUGGUAUAGAGAGAACUCACAAGUAUUCGUCUCGCACACGCACGGCGUAUGGAGCAGCGGAUUUGAACGUGGGAAACCGUCGAAACGCUACGGCCAACUUAUCAAGUCUCCGGCAACGGGACUCAGCGAGAUGCUGAUGUGCCAUAAAGAUGAGGUAUUCAAGUGGAUCGAGGAACGGGCGGAUGUGAAUGACGAGAGUGAUUAA